Messenger RNA from Acanthopagrus latus (yellowfin seabream), 2381 nucleotides. Its product is annotated as E3 ubiquitin-protein ligase TRIM21-like. Lineage: Eukaryota; Metazoa; Chordata; Actinopteri; Spariformes; Sparidae. The transcript has 2 exons. The record is from RefSeq and is a predicted model, not a curated record. The coding region runs from base 69 to 1703 and encodes 544 amino acids. Gene Ontology annotation, molecular function: zinc ion binding; protein binding.
CAGUGCUGCAGUCGAGAGGAAUCAUUCUCUCUCAACAAACAGGACUUCAGGUCAGCAGUACAACCAACAUGGCCGCAGCCAGCAGUCUCCUCUCUGAAGAUCACUUUCUGUGCUCCAUCUGCCUGGAUGUGUUCGCUGAGCCAGUCACAGUACCGUGUGGGCACAACUUCUGCAAGAGCUGCAUCACAGAACUCUGGGACGCUAACGGCCAGUGUAAAUGUCCCAUGUGUGAUAAAAGCUUUGACAGGAGACCAGCGCUGUAUGUCAACACUUUCGUAUCUGAGAUUGUUUCUCAGUUCAGGCUGUCAGUUCAAAAUCAGAAUAACAGCAGCUCAGAGGAGCAUUAUGUCAACACGGGAGAUGUUCUGUGUGACCUCUGCGCCGAAACCAAACGGGACGCCCUGAAGUCCUGCCUGGUGUGUUUGGCCUCCUACUGUGAGACUCACCUGGAGCCUCAUCGCAGAGUCGCAGGCCUGAGAAGACACAAGCUGAUCGAUCCUGUGGAGAACCUGGAAGGCCGGGUGUGUACGAAGCACGAGAGACCUCUGGAGAUGUUCUGUAAAACUGACCAGAUGUGCGUGUGUCAGUUCUGUACUGAGUCGGAUCACAAGCUUCAUCACAUUGUUCCUCUGGAAGAAGAAUAUGGCGGGAGGAUGGCUGAGCUGGGAGCGACAGAGGCUGAAGUUCGGCAGAUGAUCCAGGAGAGGCGACUGAAGAUUGAGCAGAUCGAGCAGUCAGUGAAGCUCAGCAGGGAAGAUGCGGAUAGACGGACAGCGGAGAGUGUUCAGGUCUUCACUGCUCUGAUCCAGUCUGUUCAGAGGAGUCUGGCUGAGCGCAUUGACACGAUUCAAGAGGAGCAGAAAACUACAGAAGCGCAGGCUGAAGGCUUCGUCAGAGAGCUGGAAGAGGAAAUCCUGAAGCUGACGAAGAGAAGCGCCGAGCUGCAGCAGCUCUCACGCAGCGGAGACCACCUCCAGUUCCUCCGAAGCUUCCCAUCCUUGAACCCUGCUCCACCCACCAAGGACUGGACUGAGGUCAGAGUUCACCCAUCACCUGAAAGACCUAUAAGGAGAGCACUGGCUCAGCUGGAGGAGACACUCAGUAAAGAGACUGAGAGGCUGUGUGUUCACGCUGAGCUGAAGAGAGCCCAGCAGUACGCCGUGGAUGUGACCCUGGAUCCAGAAACGGCAAAUCCCCAUCUCAUCCUGUCUGAUGAUGGGAAGCAAGUCAGUCACGGGGACGUGAGACGGAAUCUCCCAGACAGCGAAACGAGAUUCUCAUGUUUGUCUGUUCUAGGAAAGCAGAGUUUCUCCUCAGGACGGUUUUACUAUGAAGUUCAGGUUACAGGGAAGACUAACUGGAUUUUAGGAGUGGCCAGGGAGUCUAUCAGCAGAGCGGGCAACAUCACAUGGACCCCUGCCAAUGGCUUCUGGUGUGUACGCCUGAUGAAUGAAACAGGGUAUGAAGUUGCUGGAUCGUCGGCUCACCUCUCUUUGAAGUCGAAGCCUCAGAAGGUGGGGGUGUUUGUGGAUUACGAGGAGGGUCUGGUCUCGUUUUAUGAAACAGAUGCCUCGGCUCUCAUCCACUCCUUCACUGGCUGUAACUUCACCGAGAAACUCUACCCAUAUUUCAGUCCCUGCCAUAACUGCGAUGGUAAAAACUCAAGCCCCCUCAUCAUUUGCUCCCUCGGUAACACCGAAUAGGCUUUUUCGUGAAAAGAGUCACCGACAUCUGACGUCACGAGGGCACGCAACGCUUUCCCAGCCAAUCACGGCUGACCGGAACAGGUCAACGCCUUUCCGAGAAACACACAAGCGCUCACUGGCUGCACCUGAUUGGACCCACGGGACAUGUGCUCUGGGAUUCGAAGAGCGAAAUGUGUUUCUGAAGACAUUUCAACUUACCGUGUAGGCGUGUGCAGUUAGUUCGAACUUCAACCUCACCGCUAGACACCACUAAAACCCUAAAACACUGGUCGUUUAACUUACGCCAUGUCCCAUUUUAUUCAGAUUCCGAAGAAAAUCUGCAAUAGGCUUCUCCACGUGACUGUUAUUUCAGUGGGUUUUCCAACCUGCAAAAAAUAUAAGACCUGUAAAGGUGUUCUUGAAAUGCAUUUUGGAAUGUAACGCCUUUCGAUCCAUUUCAGAAUAGUGCACUGCUGGGCGUGCUCCACUGGGAGGCGCCAGAGAAGCAGUCAGCAUCCUUCAGUGCAGCUUGUGUGGUUUCAGUGGUGCAGCGUUCAGGAGCUGCAGAACAACUGAUGCUCUGAUGAAACUUGUUUCCACUAAAUUGCAUGACAUUUAAAUAGUAGACAGUUUGUGAAUGAAAAACACAGAAACCGUGACAUAGAAUAGAAUAGAAUUGACUGUAAAAAAAAAAAA